AUGGAAUGGGAAGGACAGUGUGACGAAAAUGCCGUCCCACAGUAUAAAGACCUGUUGAGCUUCAUUUUGAAACGGUUACGCACACUUCAGAUGUGUAAGCCAAACUUAAGUCAACCAGUGACAAGUUCCAUCAAGCCCAACCGUGGCAAAUCUUCCUCUCACGUUGUUUCUGAGCGUGUGGUAAAGUGUCCCAACUGUAAACAGCCUCACGCAAUCUCUCAGUGUGAGUCAUUUUUGAAUCUAUCUCCGAAAACUCGAUUGGACUUUGUCAAGAAGCAUCAACUUUGCAUUAACUGUCUGCGUGGAGGUCAUUUGGCUAAAGACUGUCGCAGUAGCUUGUGUCGGACCUGUGCAAAGAGACACCACAGCUUACUACACCUUCCUCCCGUUACAUCCGUUCCGAGCGUAGUAGACGAAGAGGCUUCUACAUCCACUACUUGCAUAGCAGUUGGUUCAGCAGAUAACAUCGUCCCACAUGCGGGAAACUUGUUUCCGAGAUCGGUAGCACCAUCGGUGGUGCACUCACAUAACUCACCACAGGCAAAUGGGUCGUCGUCGGUAGUUGUAUCGUUUCCGCAUUCGCGCGCCGUUAAUAGCCCCUCUCUCUCGUCGUCGGUUUAUCCGUCUGAAUCUAAUGAACCACUUCCUUCUUGCUCUUACGAUAGCACGAUAUUGCCCAAUCCGAUAGCCAAACCUCGAGAAACAAUGGUGUUUUUAUCCACUGCGUUAGUACGAGUACAGGACGCCAAUGGUAUUGGCCACUAUGCCAGAGCCUUGCUCGACAGUGGGUCGCAAUCCAACUUCAUAUCGGAGUCAUUAUGUCAGAAGUUGGGAUUGAAACGCACUCGCAUCAAUAUACCCGUAAGCGGAAUUGGUCAAGCAACAGUCAGUGUACGUUAUAGUGUGCAGGUUGCUCUCGCUUCUCGAUUCGGAAAAUUCGUACAGGAUAUAGAUUGUUUAGUGCUCCCGAAACUAACUGUGAGUCUUCCUAGUUGCCAUGUGGAUAUCUCGCGGUGGAACAUUCCACGAAAUUUACCAUUGGCGGACCCAAAGUUCAAUAUUAGCCAUGGAGUGGAUUUGAUUGUUGGGGCCGAACUUUUCUUCAUGCUGAUAGAAUCCCAUCAAAUGAUUUUGGCUGAUAAUUAUCCUACGUUGCAGAAAACUUUGCUUGGUUACGUCGUAUGCGGCAAGUAUUCAACAAACAUGGUCAAGACGGUGGCAUUCCAUGUGGCCACUGAAGCUGAUUUAAACGUUCAACUCGAGAAGAUGUGGGAAGUAGAGAACUUUGACGUUGGCAAGUCUCUCACCCCAGCUGAACAGGAUGUCGAAAACCACUUUCUGCAAACCGUGUCACGCGAUACUGAGGGACGAUACAUUGUUCGCUUGCCCUUCCGGGAAUCGAUGGCUCCCCUGUUGGGUGACGCCUUCGACCAAGCAGUUCGACGUUUGCUGCUUAUGGAGAAGCGGUUUGUUCGGGACAAGGAUCUGCAAGACGCCUACGUAAAAUUCAUGGACGAGUACGAACGAUUAGGGCACAUGGAAGUUGGUUCACGCGACGCGGGCCCACAAUAUUUCCUUCCCCACCAUGCUGUUCAUCGUCCGGAAAGCAGUACAACAAAAACUCGAAUUGUCUACGAUGCUAGCAGCAAGGGAACCGGUGCUCUUUCCCUCAACGACGUCCUUCACACUGGUCCCACGGUCCAGCCACCACUGCUAUCCACCGUGUUGAAUUUCCGGAUGCCGCAGUACGUCUUCACUGCGGAUGCGGAAAAAAUGUUCCGCCAAAUGUGGGUUUAUCCAGAAGAUCGGCGAUAUUUGAAGAUCGUCUGGCGACGCGAUCCCUCGUUGCCACUACAAGUGUACCAGCUGAAGACGGUGACCUAUGGACUUGCGUGUUCACCGUACCAAUCCGCUCGAGUACUCAUCAAGCUCGCCGAAGAUGAGGGACAAAACUACCCGCUCGCUGUGGAAAUUGUGAGGAGUCGUUUCUAUGUUGACGAUGUUCUCGCUGGGAGUGACAGCCUCGAAGAAGCCACCGAAAUUUGUCGCCAACUACGGGAGCUACUCGAUCUAGGAGGAUUUUCGCUCAGAAAAUGGAGUAGCAAUAACCAAGCCGUCCUAAGACACGUCCCCACUGACCUGUGGGAAAGUGCGCCUCAGAUGGAAUUAUGUCGUUCGACGGUGACUGCUCUAGGUCUUCUAUGGAGUCCACAAAGCGAUUGUUUCGGCUUUAAGGUCCCGCAACUAGCAGACUUGCGAAUUGUGACCAAACGCAUUGUUGUGUCUGAGACUGCUCAACUGUUUGACCCUCUAGGUCUGCUUGGCUCAAUAGUGAUUAGUGCUAGAAUGUUCGUCCAACAACUUUGGGCCAAAAACAUCUCAUGGGACGAAGAACUUUCUCCAAAAGACAGUGAGUGGUGGAUGGAAUUUCGAAAAGAGCUGGGCCUCCUCAAACAGCUUGAUAUUCCUCGUCGUGUUCUAUCAAAUCCAGACCGCAACUACCAGCUCCACUGUUUUUGUGACGCCUCUGAAAAGGGCUAUGGCUGCUGUGUUUAUGUCGUUGGUCCUGAUGGAGAGGAGCAUCUUACCAGCCAUCUUUUGGUUACCAAGGCUCGAGUAGCCCCAUUGCGCGGAUUGUCGGUGCCACGUCUCGAGCUCUGUGCAGCGGUGGUUGGAAGUCAAUUGGUGAACAAAUUACGAAAUGAGACGGACUUCUCGGGACCAGUUACCUUUUGGACAGAUUCGACAGUAGUGCUGUAUUGGCUUCGUGCUCCGCCGUCCAAUUGGAAAGUGUUUACCUCUAACCGUAUCGCCGAGGUGCAACGACUCACCAAGGGUUCCGAAUGGCGACAUGUUCCAACGGAACACAACCCAGCUGAUCGCAUUUCACGUGGGAUACGCCCUAGUCAAUUAAGGGAAGAUAUCCUAUGGUGGUAUGGGCCACCAUUUCUCAAGCAUCCGGUUACCUGCUGGCCUGAAGCACUGCCUAACUCUACGCCCUCUCGGAUCUCGGAAGUAAAUUCCGAAGCACGCCAAAUUGUCGCAUUAAGCUGCCUGGAGGUCGAUGAUUCUAUUAUCUCCAAAUUUUCCGACCUGGGGAAGCUCUUGAGAACAGUCGCAUGGUGCAAGCGAUUCUCUUACAAUAUACGAAGGGAGGCUAAGGAACGUACCAUUGGCAGACUGACUCCAGCAGAAAUCGAAGGGGCUCUCAAAUCACUUAUUCGCUUGGCACAAGUAACUACUUUUUCCAGUGAAAUAAAUCAAUUAACUACUAAAAAUCAGGAUUUCAAACGUGAUGUCGUCAGUGAUUCUAAAUCGCCUCUAAGGAAUCUCAAUAUUUUCCUCGACGACAAUGGGUUACUUCGCCUGGAUGGUCGUUUGGCAAACAUGGAUGGUCCAUAUAAUACAAAGUUCCCCUUGUUGCUCCCGGCAAAACAUCAUUUGAGCUGA
This is a messenger RNA of Toxorhynchites rutilus septentrionalis, 3450 nucleotides long. RefSeq lists its product as uncharacterized. The transcript has a single exon. Gene Ontology annotation, molecular function: zinc ion binding; nucleic acid binding. Bases 1 to 3450 code for a protein of 1149 amino acids. The record is from RefSeq and is a predicted model, not a curated record. NCBI's taxonomy places the organism in Eukaryota, Metazoa, Arthropoda, Insecta, Diptera, Culicidae.